AUUUCUAAAUCGCAAUGAUAAAACGAACAUAAAAACUGUAUCGCUCAGAAAUCAAGAAGUUAAUAACCGCGGUUCCUCGUUCGCGCCUGCUCCUUCGCGUUGACUCAUCUUCGCAUCCGGCGCCUUCCAGCUCGAGAUGUCAGAAGUAUAGAAGCAUAUUGAUAUUGAAUGACCACAACCUCAUCUUUUUUUCAUCGUGUCUCUAUGAAGAGAAUGUUUUGACGAGCCAAAAAUGCGGCGCGUACCUAACCGUGUGCUGUCCUUUCUCGCCGACGAACUCUUUAAGCUGUACGGAAUUCUCAGCACAUUUUCCCUUUCCUGGACGAGUGUUCGGUUAUGGGUUGUCUUUUUAUUGCUUCCGCUUUAUAUACUUUCUGUUGCCGUGCGCAUUCUGCCAUAUAUCGCGUUUAACGCCAUCCACCUAUUCUCCGAAGAGGGUCGGCAACACCUCGCCAGCAAGGCGGAUGGAUAUCGAAGAGUGGAACGAGAGUGGGCGCAGAAGCAGCUACGGGGAUCGUACGUAUUCAAGGAAAUCGUGUUGCGAAGACUAGGCCGCCAUGAGAUGACAGAAUUACCCUGGGGAGAUGGAGUGCAGACCCUGCGAGUCUGCGGGGCAGAUGCCAGGUUUAUCAAAGUGAGGCCUAGAGUGACCCUCGCGGGGGAAACGUCACGACCACCGAUUGUUCUUCUGCAUGGGAAUCCAAGCUGGUCAUUUAUGUGGAGAAAUAUCAUCCCGCAUUUGCUUGACCAGGGCCAUGAGGUCUAUGCCCUCGACUGGUUGGGCCAUGGACGUAGUGACAAGAUUCUCCGCAAAGAAUUGAUCAGCUUCGAGCUGCAUAUGAGGACAUUGAUCGAAUUUUUUAAUCGGACACAACUGCGCAAUGCGGUCAUAGUUGCUCAUGAUUGGGGAGGUUGUGUAGCCCUCUGUACAAUUCCCCAUCUCCAACCCAAGGCUGUGUCUCGUCUGUUUCUGCUCAACAGCUUUCUUCCCCCGCGCCCGUCCGACAUCAGCAUACACUGCUACCUACUUUACAUCAUCUGGUACCUCGCAACUGGUAUCUUUGACGGCUAUGUCCCGGAACCGCUCAUUAUGAGGUUUAUGGUUCCGCGCAGUACAAAUCUCGAUCUCCAAGGGUACCGCGCUCCGUACAAAUCCGACGCCCGUACCAAGCAGAGUGUGACUCGGUUUGCGCACAUCGUGCCAGGCCUGCCUCGACUGAUCCUGCGGAAUAUACGACAUCGCUAUCUAUGGCGCGUGCUGGAGGGUCUCUGCGGACCGGUCAAUUUUAGCGACAUCAACACUCAAGCGCUGUUGUCAGCGCGGGACGACGAUGUCCGAACCUUCUGGGCGGAUCUGGAACACUCAGAUUGGAGAGAUCUCAAAGUUAUGGUUGCGUUUGGCCAGGAUGAUACCCUUCUGAGGGAUUAUAAGGACGUAUUAGUUCGUUUGAUCGGUCCGCAGCACAUGGUCGACUGGGCAAAGAACGGAGUAUGGAUAGCCGGUGCUGGACAUUACCCAGUGGAGGAGAGACCGUAUGAAGUUGUGAGGCUGAUUGCCAUGUUCUCUAGAGGGUAAUAUAGCAGGACGGGGAAAGGCCUUAUGAUUAGUAUUAAUUGUGUUAUUCGAGAAUAGGUAUCUAAACUGAUUGCAGAAAAAUUAAAGUU
Messenger RNA from Paecilomyces variotii, 1665 nucleotides. RefSeq names its product haloalkane dehalogenase family protein. Gene Ontology annotation, molecular function: catalytic activity. The record is from RefSeq and is a predicted model, not a curated record. Lineage: Eukaryota; Fungi; Ascomycota; Eurotiomycetes; Eurotiales; Thermoascaceae. The coding region runs from base 233 to 1576 and encodes 447 amino acids. The transcript is spliced from 3 exons.